ACGUGAAGACUAGAGCGUAGAAUGGAGAUAAGCGUUCCCAAGGACAUGUGCCAGUUAUGGUCCUCUAGAUUUCAAACAAUCAACGCCACCACCACUCACAACUCUCGAUUCUCUACUCUCUCUCUCUCGAGUUGCGGAGGAGCACCGAGACGUCAAUCCAUGGCGUUCUCGUUUAGAACAGAGAGCCUCUUUUUAUCACCAUCGAACAAACUCAAACCAAUGGCCAAUGCCAGUUCUAUACUCUGUACUCCAAGCAGAUCUCUCUCUUUUCUCAACUCCUCCUCUCCUUUUCCCAACCUCUUCUCUCGUAAACCCCCUCUCAACGCCCAAUCUUCUUCUCUCUCAGUCGUAGCUUCUUCAACUUCUCCUUCCUCCACCACCGUCGCCGAAUCCCAAGGCCUCAAGGUCAAUUCGGUUCCAACGAAGCCGAUCGAAGGUCAAAAAACCGGAACAAGUGGUCUUCGAAAGAAGGUCAAAGUGUUUAUGCAAGAAAAUUACGUUGCCAAUUGGAUUCAGGCGUUGUUUGAUUCAUUGCCGCCUGAGGAUUAUAAGAAUGGGUUGUUGGUGUUAGGAGGUGAUGGUCGAUAUUUUAACAAAGAAGCUGCUCAGAUAAUCAUUAAAAUUGCCGCCGGGAAUGGUGCUGGUAAAAUUUUGGUGGGCAAAGAAGGUAUUAUGUCAACACCAGCUGUUUCUGCUGUGAUAAGGAAGAGAAAGGCCAAUGGAGGUUUUAUAAUGAGUGCAAGCCACAAUCCUGGUGGGCCUGACUAUGAUUGGGGUAUCAAGUUCAAUUACAGUAGCGGGCAACCGGCACCUGAAAGCAUCACUGACAAAAUUUAUGGAAACACCCUUUCUAUCUCUGAAAUAAAGAUGGCAGACAUUCCCGAUGUUGACCUGUCUUGUCUUGGAGUAACAAAAUAUGGGAACUUUAAUGUCGAAGUAGUUGACCCAGUUUCAGACUAUUUAGAGUUGAUGGAGAAUGUUUUUGAUUUUUUGCUUAUCAGAAGUCUUCUUUCUCGGACAGAUUUCAGGAUUGUGUUUGAUGCCAUGCAUGCAGUUACAGGUGCUUAUGCAAAACCCAUCUUUGUAGACAAGCUAGGAGCCACUCUGGUAUGUUUUGCAUGUGGUAUUUUGUAUUGCUUGAAAUUUAACUAUUAUUUGAGUUUGACUGUAGAUGUCUGGGAUCUUGUACAGGAUUCAAUUUUGAAUGGAGUGCCUUUGGAAGAUUUUGGGCAUGGUCACCCAGAUCCUAAUCUGACAUAUGCUAAGGAACUGGUCAACAUUAUGUAUGGCGAGAAUGGACCUGAUUUUGGAGCUGCAAGUGAUGGAGAUGGUGAUAGAAACAUGAUUCUUGGUAGAGGAUUUUUUGUUACUCCUUCAGAUUCUGUUGCCAUUAUCGCGGCCAAUGCACAAGAAGCUAUUCCAUACUUUCAGAGUGGUCCCAAGGGUUUAGCUCGAUCUAUGCCAACAAGUGGUGCUCUUGAUCGUGUUGCUCAAAAGUUGAAUCUUCCUUUUUUUGAGGUUCCCACAGGUUGGAAAUUCUUUGGGAAUCUAAUGGAUGCUGGAAAGUUGUCAAUUUGUGGAGAAGAAAGUUUUGGAACAGGUUCUGACCAUAUUCGUGAGAAAGAUGGCAUAUGGGCUGUCCUAGCAUGGCUUUCAAUAAUUGCAUAUAGAAACAAGGACAAGAAACCAGGGGAGAAAUUGGUUUCUGUAUCUGAUGUUGUAAAGGAGUAUUGGGCCACCUACGGAAGGAACUUCUUUUCUAGAUAUGAUUACGAGGAAUGUGAAUCUGAAGGAGCUAAUAAAAUGAUAGAGUAUCUAAGAGAUUUGGUUUCAAAGAGCAAGGCAGGUGACAAGCAUGGAAAUUAUGCCCUUCAAUUUGCCGAUGACUUCACCUAUACUGAUCCUGUGGAUGGAAGUGUGGCAUCAAAACAAGGUGUCCGGUUUGUUUUCACUGAUGGAUCAAGGAUCAUAUUUCGUUUAUCGGGAACUGGUUCGGCAGGUGCGACCGUCAGAAUGUACAUUGAACAGUUUGAGCCUGAUGUCUCAAAACAUGAAAUGGAUGCCCAAACUGCACUAAAACCAUUGAUAGAUCUGGCGCUGUCUGUUUCAAAGCUGAAAGACUUCACAGGAAGGGAGAAACCUACGGUCAUCACAUAGAUUUUCUAUAUAUUACUCACGGCAAGGAGGCUUCAGCAAUAGUAAAGUUGUAGCAGGUUGAGUAUUUCGUCUUUGCUAUUGAAUGUUUAUUGUAGUAUUCUUUCCAUUUUGGUUCCGAUUGUAGAUUAGCGAUCUUGCUCUGAGGAACAAUAAUUAACACAAUGUGUAAUAUGGAUAACUUGUCUAUGGAAAAUAAAUUAUCCAUCUUUUAAUGAUAAUAAUCUAAUG
Ilex paraguariensis (yerba mate) is the source of this 2385-nucleotide messenger RNA. Lineage: Eukaryota; Viridiplantae; Streptophyta; Magnoliopsida; Aquifoliales; Aquifoliaceae. The record is from the annotation of a GenBank genome assembly.